AAAUGUUCACUUGUCUAGGUUCAUGAGGAAAACUUUAAUUUUUGCCUUACAGAUCAAGCAAUAGAACUAGACCAUGCAAAACAGCACUGGGUUUAUCUGUCCCAUAAAUCUCGGGGUCCAAGGAUUCGACCGAGCACUGUUCCUGCUCUGUGGUGCUUGGGUCUGAUGACUGUUAGCACCUGGGACCGCACCAUCCAGCCAUCCAGUUAGACCUAUGAAGCAGUGCAUUAGUCAUCCCAAGUCCCCAGUUCCUUCAUUACACUCGUCUCAGUGCUCCCUUCACUCUGGAACUACAGUUUGUAUUUUAAACCUUCAAAGGCUGUAAUGAACACUGUUUUAAGAAGAGUAUGCACCGUGGAGAUGUCAGAUAAUGGCAGUAUCCUCACUAAGGUAGUAGGAGAAAUACAAGGUGAAGAAAUGAGCCGUCAGACUGCUACAGCACUCCCGACAGGUACUUCAAAGUGUACGCCAUCACAGAGGGUGCCUGCAUUAACUGGCACUACAGCUUCCAACAAUGACUUGGCUAGUCUUUUUGAGUGUCCUGUGUGUUUUGACUAUGUGCUGCCACCUAUUCUUCAGUGUCAGAGUGGCCAUCUUGUUUGUAGCAACUGUCGACCCAAGCUCACAUGCUGUCCGACUUGCCGAGGCCCGUUGGGCUCCAUUCGCAACUUGGCUAUGGAAAAAGUUGCCAACUCUGUACUCUUCCCAUGUAAAUAUGCCUCUUCAGGAUGUGAGAUAACCUUGCCACACACAGAAAAAGCAGACCAUGAGGAGCUGUGUGAGUUUAGGCCUUAUUCAUGUCCAUGUCCUGGUGCUUCGUGUAAAUGGCAAGGUUCUCUGGAUGCUGUAAUGCCACAUCUAAUGCAUCAACAUAAGUCAAUAACAACAUUACAGGGAGAAGAUAUAGUUUUCCUUGCUACAGACAUUAAUCUGCCUGGUGCUGUCGACUGGGUUAUGAUGCAGUCUUGUUUUGGCUUUCAUUUCAUGUUAGUGCUGGAGAAACAGGAAAAAUAUGAUGGUCACCAGCAGUUCUUUGCAAUUGUACAGCUGAUAGGAACACGCAAGCAAGCAGAAAAUUUUGCUUAUCGACUUGAGCUUAAUGGUCAUAGGCGGCGAUUGACUUGGGAAGCAACUCCUCGCUCUAUUCAUGAGGGAAUUGCAACAGCCAUUAUGAACAGUGACUGUCUAGUCUUUGACACCAGCAUUGCACAGCUUUUUGCAGAAAAUGGCAAUUUAGGCAUCAAUGUAACUAUAUCAAUGUGUUGAAAUGGCAAUCAAGCAUUUCCAGGCCAGUGUUUUAAAACCAUUGCAUUUAAUUUUGCAGAACCUAGGGUAACCAUCUGACUGCCAGACAAAUUAUUUGGUAGAUGGAGGCUAGACAUACAUGAAGGUAAAUAAGAGGAAAGGCUGUUAAAUUACAGGAAGCAGUUGCAUGUAGUAACACUAAUAUAUUUAAAAUAAGUUGACAGUAAACCACUGAAAUAUAUAUACACCCAAAAUGGGCAUCUUUUGUAUUAAGAAUUGAUUCUACAGGAAAUGUUGUAAAAUAAUUCUAAAAACUUGUUUGUAGAUUGAUUGUACUGUUGAAAAGGAUACUGUUUCGUGUUUUUGUGGGUUUUUUGUUUUGUUUUGUUUUUUCUUUUGACUGACAAGCCAUGUUGAGCGGUCUGGUCUCUGGCCGCUGCUUUUUUUUCCCCCUUUGUAAGUCACUACAUAGUAUUGCUGCUGUUUGUGUAUAUUUUUUGUGUAUUUGCUAAUUUUUAUUAACUUCUAGUUUUUCAUUAAAUAAAUAUGACUUUUCUGUAAUUCAGGUUUUUCUCUUUUUUUGUACCUUUUAAAAAUUAAUUACAGGUGUCUUAUUUGAUAUGCAUAAUUGCUUAUGGUAAAAAAUAUAAUUCUGUAUAUUUGGUAAAUUUUGUCUCUUUCCAGUAGUCCAUUCAUUGGUAAUACUGUUCUUAAUUGAGCUAUUUUGUGAAUGUAUUAAAUGCUAAACUAGUAAGUAUGUUGGAAGAAGUACCAGGAAAAAAAAGCUCCUUUAAAAACAGGUCUAGAUUUUUUAUUUUUAUUUUUUGAUUUAUACUUCCAAACAAAGUAAAGAAUUAUUAGGGGAACAUUUAAAAAAAAAUGAAAAUUCAGGCACAGUUUCAGAUUUCAAGAAAUGUAGAGACUCAAUCUCAUCCUUGUAUUUAUUGUUUUUGCAGUACAAAGAAGGCAUUGUUUUAUGCAGUAUUUGUAACUCUAAAAACAGGCCAUUUGCUUAAAGGCAGUAUCAGAAUAAGAUGUUCUUGGUCUUUUAUAAUUGUCAUUAAACGAAUACCUGGCAAAUUAAAAACUCUUGGUUUUUUUCCUUUAGCACAAAUUUGGGUAAACUUAAUGUUGUUUCUCAGUUUCUUGUUUUCUUUGGUUGUGGUUGUUACUAGAGAAAACAAACUUCCUUUCCUCACCCCUGCCCCAAUCAUACUAAGCUUGUAUAUCAUUUUAGUGAUGUGGUGUUGGCAUACUUUCAAAUGACAGUGUACAUGCAAUUUGCCUACGUUUAAAGGUGUAAAUGAUCUUCUGGUCCCUGUGCAGGUUGUCUGAAGUCAUGUAACUUAUUUCACUUUGACUGUGUAUUGCUAUGUCUUUAUGAAACACCUAGAGAGAACUGAUACAGGAAAUAACAAUUCUUUUCCAUAUUAUUUAACAUUUCAAACUAUUUUAAAAGUAUCUUGCUAAAUUUAGUAACUGUAAACAGCUGCUCUUGGGAGAAAUGGCCUUCAUAUCAGCUACUUUUUCUAGAAAUUUUACUGUGCAUUGUUUGUCUUACCAGAAAUAAAUGCAUUAAGGGGCUUUUGCUUUACUCUAAUUAUUAUUGGUGCAGUGACAACAUGAUGGGGUAAGUAGUUCUGUAAGUAAGGAAUAUGAAUUGGCAUUGGCUUCAGACUGACCAGACCAGCUCAGAAAGAGUUCACUUUAUACAGUGAAAGCAGUCAACUUCAGAAAUGCUUUGUGGUGAUUAAACUGUUCGAGGAAGCAUCCCUGAGAAAUGUACUGGCAUCUUAUGCCAGUAGGGGAACUUCAGGGUCUGUAAUCUGUACUAUUAUUUCAAGUGAAUACAGUGUUAUGUAAAAUAAGCAGUUGCCUUAUUUUAGAUAACUUGAUUUUUGUCCAAGCAGUUACAAGAUUGAUUGGCAGGUUUAGAGUUAAAACCAUAUUUAAAUAAUGCCUAAGUAAUGAUACCUUUUCUUUCUAAGUCUUGCCAGGGUGUUGCUGAUUUGCUAUAUAGCUGGAGUUUGGUUUGAAUAACAGCCUAGCUAGUGUAAUGAAUGCUGUGUAAUUCUAGGAACUUGCCUAAAACUCUAGUGGUUUUCUAAUGUGCUGCUGAAGAUUAAUACUUCUCUAUAACUGUAGCACUUGAAAUACAAGCAAAAAACAUGUUAUUUGGAAUUUAAGUUAUUUUUAAUUAACAUUCUUGCAUGUGCAAAAAUAGGAACACACUGGUUCCUAAAGGCUUAAUGCAUUGCACCUGCAAUGACCUGAUACUGAGAAAGAAGAGGUACUUCUGAGCUGAAUGUAACUGGGGAGAUUGUGCAGAUAGAUGCACUUUGUCUCUAUUAGCAGUUACUGAAAUAUUAAGGAACAAUUUUAAAAGGAUUUUCAUUGUAUUUUACGGGUAAUGUAUGCUAUAGUAUAACUAAUACUGCAUGCUGGGUUUUAUUAAAAUAUAAGCUAGUACAUACUCAGUGUUGUGUAAGAGCCUACAUAGUAUAUUUCAAUGUAAUUUAUAAGACAUAGCAGAGAAUCAGAUGCAAGGGACAUUUAGACCCAGAUUCUCAAAGGUAUUUCAACAUCUAAAUAUUUUGAGGAUUUAGGCCUAAUAAGUGUAUGCUUUUGUGAUACAGUAAGACUUACUAAUGACCUAUGUUUAAAACAAGUGUACUGUCUGCUAUCUAAUCUAAAAAUAAAUGGUACAUUGAAAGUGCUGGAAAUGCUUUACUAACACUGACUUUACUUCAGAAGAGUGUAUUAUUUUGUUAUGGUAGAAGAAGUACUCCAUUUACCUCUACUUAAAAAUAACAGAAUGAAAUAGUAUUUUGUAUAUUUAUUUUCAUAAACUUUGGGGACAAAAAUAGAAUCACUUGUCACUUCCCUUUAAAUACCUAUUUUUGGAGGGGGACUUUUAAAAAAGAAAAGAAAUCUCAAGGGAAAAACUUGAUCAAAUGAGCCAGUAUAAUAUUUAAUUGGCUUCUCUGUUCUGACAUUCUGGUGUGCAUUUCUUUAUUUAGCAUGUCAAGUUCUUGGUCAUAAUAUUCAUUUCAAACCAAAUUAAAUUUACAUUUUUUGCACUGUUCCCUGUGAUAGUACUAUAUUUGAAGCCAUAUUUUAAAUUUAAUGUUAUUGAACUGAUUUAAUAUUUGUUGUAACUUUUCAAAUCUAGUCUGAUUAAAACUGACUUGUUAAAGUUACGCCGUUUUUCAUGCAUAAGCUGACUAUCAGAUAAUGCAGUUCAUAAAAUGACUUGAAGUUUGAGCAGAAGAAAAAAGCAGCAUCAGUUUGCAAGCCUGAUUAUCUUGUAGUCUUAAGUCUACAGUCAGAGGCAACUGCAUUGUGCAAUUUCAAGCAUGAGUAUCUAUUUACAACUUGCAUUCAAAUAACCCACAGUGCAAUGAAGUUAUGACUUUGAAAGUCCUUUACUAUUCAAGUUGAGACUAGGAAUCAUAUGAUAGUGGCAAAGAAUGAACAGCUGGGUACUACAGAGCACAGAAAAUAGUGCAGUGAAAGGUACAGAUGGAAUCAAGUUAGUUAAAUGGGUAACAGCAAAAACUUAUUCUUAUAGUAAAGAACUGUUCAAAAUAUUAUUAUUAAAGCAAGAAAUGCAAUUUGUCUCCAAGCAAAGCUUUCUAGCUUCCUGCUUGCAUAUAGCCAGAAAACAGUAUUUACUCAUUCCAAGUUCAAAGAAAAUGCUUUUGCAGUUGAGUGUUUGCACAGCUAAAGUAAUUGUGUUUAAAUUUCUUGCCUGGCUCUUCUAAACCUAGUUUUGGCAGUGGAAUGCAUUUGUGCAACAAGCAUAACGUGUGGGACUCAGCAGAGCAUUUAGGAAUUGGAAACAGCCCUUCAUGUAGCUGUUCUACACCCCUGCCUUCUAAAGCUGAUUUCAGCAGCCAUGUUGCUACAGAAACUGAUAUGCCAGUCACCACACUCAAACUCUAUAAGCACCUUUUUCAUAAAACUAAUAGUUGGGCUGAUUACAAAAAUGCAUUAUCAUAAGCAGCCAACCCCUUCCCAAUUUAAAUGGGUAGCUCCUUCAGUAUCUUCAGGUUUCAUAGUGCUCUGUGGUCCCAAAAGUUGGCUCCUGCUAAGAUAACAAAAAGGAGCUGAGUCUCAAGGUAGAGUAAAACUUUUCUAUGCCUGCCCCUCUGGUCGUGUGGAGAGAAUGUGGAAUAUGUAGUGUAGUGCAAAACAUUCUUCUCAUCAUGGAAAUGAGAAACUAACCCAUUUAAGUAUUCUCUGGCCUUUUGACAUCUGCCUGCUUUACAAAAUGUUACAGAGCACAGCCCAUUUACUUGGGGAAUCCCUUCAGAGGAAUGGAAUGAUGGACCUUCAUGUUCUGAAGCAAGUACACAGGUAAGGAAAAGAAUGUGUGUGUGUUACAUUGGAAAGCAUUAGAUUGUUUACAGCUGUAUUCCAAAACCUUAGGAGGGUUUCUUAAUGCAACAUGGGGAAACGGAUGUCUUAAUUUCAGCUUAGUUGCAAGAAUACUACUGAAUCAAAAUCAGCUCGCUCUGAACAAAAGGCGGCUGAACAGACUCCCUUCUAGCCUGUGCAUACAUACGUUAGCAAACGACAGUGUGUAUGCUUUCACCUUGCUUGCCAAUUAUGGAACAGUUACCACCCCAUGUAACAAAUCUCUCUCAGACCACUAUUGUAAACCUUUUAACCACCAAAAAUGUAUUUCACAACUAGCCAAUAAGAAGUAGCUCUAAAAGUUCAUUUUCUUUCUUUAAGGUCAAGUAUUUUAUUCAUCUACUGCCAAACAGUGGAGAACAAGUUAACAGCUUACAAGUAUCUGCAUUACUAAAGGAAUAAGAAAUACUUCUCAACUUACCUUUGAUAGGGGGGAAAAAGGCACCUAGUGUGAUAUUUGAGACAUGCUACCACUUCCUGGGGCUGGGGAUAUCAAACGUUAACUUCCACUUUGAACUGUGUAUACACUUUUUGCUAUACUUGGAUAAACGUUGAGAACUUACUAAAUUUCAAAGCUCAGACUCAUCUGCCUUGUGAAAUCUCUCAAGUACUUCUCUGCAAGAGCAUCGUGGCUUUUG
Gavialis gangeticus (Gharial) is the source of this 6302-nucleotide messenger RNA. RefSeq names its product siah E3 ubiquitin protein ligase 1 (gene SIAH1). Bases 325 to 1266 code for a protein of 313 amino acids. The record is from RefSeq and is a predicted model, not a curated record. NCBI's taxonomy places the organism in Eukaryota, Metazoa, Chordata, Crocodylia, Gavialidae. Gene Ontology annotation, cellular component: cytoplasm. Gene Ontology annotation, molecular function: zinc ion binding; ubiquitin conjugating enzyme binding; ubiquitin protein ligase activity. The transcript has 4 exons. Gene Ontology annotation, biological process: multicellular organism development; proteasome-mediated ubiquitin-dependent protein catabolic process.